UGUGCGGACUUCCGCAGUGUAAAUCACGGAACGAUGAAUGACAUACGAUCCCAUAAAUAAGCAGCACCCCGCCAGCCCUCCUCCCAAACAGAUCACCGAAGAUCCCAACCCCACGCACAAUGUCAACCAUCGCCAUAAUCUCAGCAGGAGCAAUGGGCUCCGCAAUAGCAAAACGCCUCGUGAACGGCGGCUGCACAGUCUACACCAACCUCGACGGUCGCUCCGACGCAGCCCACCAACGCGCCCGCGACGCAGGGAUGAUAAUCGUCCCCCUCGAAACGCUAGUAUCCAAGUCAAAGUGGAUAUUAAGCAUCGUGCCUCCGGGAGAAGCGUUUGCAUUUGCGCAGAAGAUAGAGGGGGUGGUGUCCAAUCCUACUUCCAUGUCCCAUGACUCCCAUGCCCUUCCCGUUCCGCGCGCUUUCGUCGACUGUAACGCUGUGAACCCAGAAACAGUAAAACGCAUCGGAGGGCUGUUCAAAGAAACAUCUAUGACAUUCAUUGAUGCCGGAAUAGUAGGGACACCGCCGCGAGUAGGAUGGGAUCCCACAUUUUACGCCUGUUCAGAACCAGGAUCAGAAUCAGUGCUGGAGGAGUUUUCGGCGCUGUCGCAGCACGGCCUUAAAGUAUCGUUGUUGAAAGGUGCAGGUGCUGGAAUAGGCGAUGCGAGUUCUUUGAAGCUUUGCGAGUCUAUGAUGAAAAAAGGCUCUAUUGGCCUCUUCAUGACGAUGAUGCUAACCGCCCACCGCUCCUCACCCGCAACGGCCGACGCCCUAAUGAAAGAACUUAGCAUGUCCCAACCAGCCCUAAUGGGCAGACUCAUCCAAACAGUCCCAGAAGGAAUCCCCAAAGCCUAUCGUUUCGUAGCUGAGAUGGAAGGGCUGGCAGAAUUCGUAGGAGGCGGGGAAGCGAAUGUGUUUAAGGGGUUUGCGAGGGUGUUUGAGAGAGUGUCGGGGUCGCUUGAGGGAGAUGGAGCGGAUAUUGAGACGCUGAGGAGGGGCGUAGAGAAGGCUUUGGAAUUGCAGGAGACGUCGAAGUAGGCGCUGACCCUCAUUGGCUUAAUUCCAGUUCGAUCGAGGGAGCUUCAGUUCAUAGCGGCGUACUUGAACAUUAACUGGAAGGGCUCGUCGUGGACGGUAAAUUAAUCAAAGACCAACCGUUUGCCUUGACAAUCAUCACACAAGUCCUAGACGUGUCAGGACAAAAUCGCUAACCCUCGAUUACAUAAUACCAACC
Suillus clintonianus is the source of this 1233-nucleotide messenger RNA. RefSeq lists its product as uncharacterized. Gene Ontology annotation, molecular function: oxidoreductase activity; NADP binding. NCBI's taxonomy places the organism in Eukaryota, Fungi, Basidiomycota, Agaricomycetes, Boletales, Suillaceae. The transcript is spliced from 3 exons. The record is from RefSeq and is a predicted model, not a curated record. The coding region runs from base 120 to 1037 and encodes 305 amino acids.